AUGGCUGCUAGUCGUGCAUUGCACGUGCACGCCUACGAGCGCUCGCGUCCCGUCUACGACGGCUGCUCCCACCCGUGCGGCCCCGUCUACCUCAACCUCGGCGACGGCGGCAACCGGGAGAGCGCGUACGCGCGCUUCAACUGGACGCGCGCCGCGUGCGCCUCGCUCGACGCGGCGGAGGGCCACGUCGAUUGGGACCACCGCCACUGCUUCACGCGCACGCACUACGGAGAGGACAACUCGGCCACCCGCCUCGCCGACACCGACGGCGCCUGGCUCGUCCAGUACUUAGCUCUUUAG
Molecule: messenger RNA, 300 nt
Organism: Emiliania huxleyi CCMP1516
Lineage: Eukaryota; Haptophyta; Isochrysidales; Noelaerhabdaceae
Exons: 5
Coding region: 1-300 (99 amino acids)
Source: RefSeq, a predicted model, not a curated record